Molecule: messenger RNA, 7474 nt
Organism: Protopterus annectens (West African lungfish)
Lineage: Eukaryota; Metazoa; Chordata; Ceratodontiformes; Protopteridae
Gene: ESR1
Product: estrogen receptor 1
Exons: 8
Coding region: 238-2013 (591 amino acids)
Biological process (GO): steroid hormone receptor signaling pathway; regulation of DNA-templated transcription
Cellular component (GO): nucleus
Molecular function (GO): steroid binding; nuclear estrogen receptor activity; DNA-binding transcription factor activity
Source: RefSeq, a predicted model, not a curated record
CUGAGGAGUACUAGCUGCUAACUCUUCGUCCUUGCACUCUGUUUGCUCAUAUCUUCCUCCUCCUCCUCACUCUGAACAGGGAAACCAGUCCAACUUGGAUAAUGAAAUGCGUGGAAGCAAACCAUGAUUACUAAGGAUUCUCACAUCUGGAUUUGCUUUUGUUACAGGUUGCCUAGGAAGUGCUGAUAACCACAGGUAGCAGAGACGGACAAUGCCGCUGACCCCUUCCUGGUAGUUAUGGCUGUGCCACUUCAUAGUAAGAUGACUGGAGUUGCCCUUCUGCAGCAGAUGCAGGCAAAUGAGCUUGAGAUGUUUAACAGUUCUUCCAUGAAGGUCCAGCUAGAACGACCUCUGAAUGACAUGUACCUGGAAAGCAGCCGGACAGGGCCUUUCACUUAUCCAGAGAGUACUUAUGAACUUACAUCUGUACCAGCAACAGGACCGAUAUAUAAUUCACCUGGUGUCAGCUAUGGUAAUAGUAAUGAAUCGCAUGGGUCAAGCAAUCUCGGAGGGCUACAUUCCCUGAACAGUAUGCCAGCAAGCCCAUUAGUGUUUUUACAGUCAGCACCACAGCUGUCUCCCUUUGUCCAUCACCAUCACCACAGCCAACAAGUGUCCUACUACCUAGAAAAUGAGCAAAGCAACUAUGGGGUGAAUGAUGCAGCUCCUGUGGCUUUUUUCAGGUCUAGUGUAGAUAGCAGACGACAAGCAGCCAGAGAUCGUCUCUCCAGCAUGAGUGAACAAUGCACACCUCCAGCAGGACCCACUGAAUCCAAUAAGGAGACUCGAUACUGUGCAGUAUGCAAUGAUUAUGCAUCUGGCUACCAUUACGGAGUCUGGUCUUGUGAGGGCUGCAAGGCCUUUUUUAAAAGAAGCAUACAAGGGCACAAUGACUACAUGUGUCCUGCCACCAAUCAGUGCACAAUUGACAAGAACAGAAGAAAAAGCUGCCAGGCCUGCAGGCUGCGCAAGUGUUAUGAAGUAGGAAUGAUGAAAGGAGGUAUUCGCAAGGACCGAAGGGGAGGUCGAAUGUUGAAACACAAACGUCGUAAAGACAAUCAGGACCAGAAAUCUAAUGUGGCCUCAGAUGGCAGACCAGCUGGAAUGUGGGAAGGCCCAAUCUUGAAGAAUGGAAAGAAGAGCGUGGUACAAAGUCUUGUAGCUGAACAGAUCAUUGGUACAUUGCUGGAAGCUGAGCCCCCCUCUGUGUUUUCUGAACAUGAUCCUAGCAAACCUUUCACAGAAGCUAGUGUGAUGGCUAUACUGACCAACCUGGCAGACAAGGAACUGGUACACAUGAUCACGUGGGCAAAACGGGUGCCAGGUUUUGUGGAUUUGUCACUGCAGGAUCAAGUACAACUCUUAGAAGGCUGCUGGUUAGAAAUUUUGAUGAUCGGAUUAGUCUGGCGAUCACUUGGUCACUCUGGGAAACUGAUGUUUGCACCAGACCUAAUACUUGACAGGAAUGAAGGAAAGUGCAUUGAUGGAAUUGUGGAGAUAUUCGAUAAUCUAUUGGCAGUAAUCUCUCGCUUCCAGACAAUGAAAGUCCAGUUUGAAGAAUACCUAUGUCUCAAAGCUCUCAUACUGCUUAACUCUAGCAUGCUUCCUUUUAUGUCUAACACUGUGGAGAUGUACAGUGACAAGGUCCAUAUCUGCAUGAUUGUUGAUAAAAUCCUAGAUACCUUAAUCCAUCUGAUGGCCAAGUCAGGCCUAUCUCUACAGCAGCAAUGCCGGCGGAUUGGUCAGCUGCUGCUUCAACUCUCACAUAUCAAGCACAUGAGCAACAAAGGUCUGGAUCACCUUUACAACUUCAAAUGCAAAAAUGUGGUGCCUCUAUAUGACUUGCUGCUAGAGAUGUUAGAUGCUCACCGGCUGCAUAGACUAGGGGGCAACAAGAAGGUGAUCCCCAAAGAGGACAGAACACAUCCACCACCAAAUGCCUCACGUCUAACCCCUUCUUUAUCAACAAUUUAUGGCAACAAGGAGGAAGCAGAAUUGAGUAGUUCAGCCUAAGGAUUCUAUUGAGCACUAGUGUCUCACAAAAAACACAACAGCCAACUACCUACAUAGAAAAUGCAUUACCUGUGCUUAAUCUUUGUUUUCCUCACAUGUUCAAAUCACACACUCCAGCAUGCUUCAAGUCAUCAAGGGUUUCAGUCUAUUGCUUCACAGGAAUGGGAUGAUCCUUCAUAGUACAAAUCUGGUUGGCAGGAUUUAUACAGCAAAGCUCACCUGUCCACUGCAUCUGCUACAACCAGCAAAUGACAUAGUUUGAUGUUCUGAUUUCAUUUAUUGUCACUUCAAUCAACUUUGCACGUUUAACAAUAUGCUUCUGUAAUAUGGUGCUCCAUCUGAAGGAUGACUGUAACUUACAUUUGCUCCCAUUAAAGCUGCCUGCAUUGGGACCACAGUGGCAUCCAUUAAGGCAAUUAUGCUAUCAGAAGGCCUACAUAACAUAUAUCAUUCAGUCAUCCCUCUGGUUAUCAACAGUUGUAAUGCCGUACUCAGUGAGGACAUGUCAUACUGAAGAGAUAAAACAAGAGCAUAGAAAUGUUAGCAUCCAUAUUAACUUGCUGAUUCACAUAUCAGGUUUUACACUUUAGGGUACAACUUAAUAGGGGAAAAAACUACUUAGACCUUAGAUUUAAGAAGGCUAAAAAAACAAAAAUGCAAAAUCAAAAGUGCCUGUUUUUGUAUGAUGGAUCUGAAAGUAAGCCUAAUUAGCACAUGCUGCUAAGAAGACAGUAGGUGUCCGAAAUGAAAUUUGAAUUCUCUUUUCCAUCUUCAACAUGACAUUAGACUGAGUGUUUUAUAAUAGCCUCACUUCAUUUUUUUAUUGGAAACAUCUUUACUUUGUACUUGCUUUCAUAGCAACUCCCAACACUUGCAUUAAUAUGUAGCCACUCGGCUUGGAUAAAGCAAAGAUUGCCCACAUGCUCAUAACAUAAAUGUAGUUUAGAAUUAUAACCAAUGUCAUGAGCUCCACUAGGAUAAACCUGUACAGUAAUCAGGCUUUAAAGUUGUGCGGUCACCUUCUCAACAUGUAUGAUGUACACUGACUUUCAUUUCCAGUUAUAUAUGAUUAAUCUGUAAACUCUUUGUGAAAAAUAACAGUCUGUUUUUCAAUGUUUCAGUUUCACUUGUUUACUCUUUUGCUCCAUACAGGCACAUCGUCACAACAAUGUAAUACAGGCUGCAGACACUAAUUUACAUAAGGUAGCAAAGCAUUCUGGGUAAUCAAAAAUAAGUUACUUCUUUAGAAGUGCAGUCACUUAAUUAUAUUUUGAUUUCAGUAAUAUAACAGAUGUAUGUUAAUCCUCAAAGUAAGGUAUUCUACCUGCAGCACAUAAUUGGUGACAUUUUUUGUCAUUGUGUCACAGUCCUGUCUUUCUGCAGUUGGUAGUUCAUAGGCUCAUAAGUUCAUAAGUGAUUACUUGGGCCUAGCCAUGGUUCCCAAAUGUAUUUGACAAGUUGCGAUGCCCUAGGGUUAUGUUAGGGAGGUAUAUAUAGGCUUAGGCAUGGGUGAUCAAGCAUUUAUAGGUUGACUCUAUCUACUUACUGAAGAUAUAGGUAUCAUACUCGGGAUGUAUUUCUGAUACCCCAUCCACUAGUCCAUGUUGCUCUUGCAUUGGGUUAGGGAAGAACUUUGCUUCACAUGAAUGAGAAUCCUGUUCCAGAAAAGAGGUAGUCUCUAAGACACAUACUUGUCCCUUCGAUUGGGUCUUUUUUAUGUUGCAGAUGAGGUUUAGGUCCCUAGAUUGGGUAAUUCUGAUACUAUUUGUUUUGCAGACUUGAAACAGGUCCAUCAGAGCAGGAUCAGAGGAUACAUUGUAGACCAGGCAUAGAUCCCCUGUCAGCAAUUUGUAGGAGACUAUGUACAGGGAUAGGGCUGAGAGGCGAUGAACUUAGGACAUGCUAUUUAGACCAUGUAUUCUUUUUGUAAGUAUCCUCUGUGGAAUCUACAGUUGUAGCAUGUGCCUGGUCAUGUACAUACCAAAGGGGGAGUUUUACUCAAUGAUAGGUCUGAUAAGGGUCAAGUACAGUGGAACAAUGACAUCCUAGGACCUAGAUGCCAUAUUUGUGCUUAUAAGUUGUUCAAAUAUAGAAUGAUUUCCUUAGUACUGUAGACACCUGAUGGUCAAAGGCAGGUUACUGUUUAUAUGAGUUCCCCGAUCCCUGACCACUGGGUCUACUCUUAGGGGUGUAUUAUCAAUGUGGAACUUUCUAGGAGUAGCUGUCUUCUCAAAGUGUAAGCUUGUAUAUACACUAGUCAAUACACUAAUUUAGGUAGUGAGGUAUUCUGGUUUCAUUUCAUCAUAAUGUAAUAGUAGUAUACAGUAACUGCUGCACAAUUUUCAGGGGGCUGUCGUUAGAAACAAAAUUGCAUGAUUUCUGCACAAAACCAUAUCAAUUGGUACUAUACCUGGCUGUGGUGUUAUUCCCAAUUCUGUAACAUUCUUGUAACAAAAAAAGCAAAUAACAUACCAUUAAAGGAAAUGUUAAACAGUCUGAGCUCAGCCUGAUAUCCACUGUAUUUUUAAAUUGCACUAUAAGUCAGUCGAACACAAACAUUUGUGAAGAGGUUUUGUACAUUUGUUUUUGUUUGGUAUGCACACAAAAAUCACAUAUCACAGGAACCACAGCCGAACUGAGUGAAUUAACAACGGACAUGUUUACUGCAGAUUAAUGCUCCUGUCUGUGAAGUAAAAUGUUUUAUGUUCAACUAUAGAAUUGGUAUCUUAAAAUUCAAAGUGAAGCAUGUAAGCAGGGCGCAUUCUAGAAGGCUGUAUUAUCAUUCUGUGUUCAUAAAGUCUGUUCUACAUCAGUGCAUGCAGGUUUGUAUGCAAAAUCAGCCAGCACACCAGACUCAUUCAAUAAAUUUAUAGCUUAAGUACAUGGGCUAUAUUUCUUCAUCUGUUAACCAUAUGGAUCCAUUGAAGGCUAUAUGACACUAUGAAAGAGAUGGAAGCUACUGCUCUUUUCCUUGUUUGCAUUGUCUCUCCAUGCAUCCUUGUUUUGGUUAUGUUCAAUCCACUUCACAGUUAGUAAGAAUCCUGGCAGGCAAUCAGGCCUCAGUUUUGGUCGGCUGCAGAAGUCUGUGGAAUGUCAGGGAACUAGCAGAUGUAGUGUCAUUUUAAACAUGCUGAAAAAAUCUGAACUGUUUUGGUAGCAGUGAUAGGCAGAACAGGCACCUUUCUGAAAUUUUCUAGAAAUUAGUGGAUCAAUUUGCAAUGUAUGACAUAGGUAGUGCAAUUGAAUGUUUUGCUGUAGUGCAUUUUUUUCUGUAUCUCAUAUCAACCUCCACAUUAUAAAACACAUAACUUUCCUAGAUUAUCAGACGUCUGUAAUAUAUGCUGGUACUGUUUUAUAAGCCAUAUAGUUCCCUGAUAUUUAAUUCACCUUAUUACAACCCCAGAGUAUCUGGCUGCAGAAGCUCCCAUGUUUCUUGACUCAGUUCAGGUGCAAAUUACCUUUUAUGCUACAAGAUUAAAGGGCUGCAGGUUCAAUUUCCAAUCUAGGUGAGUGGAUCAAUUUUCAUUUGCUGACAAUGUAGUGCAGCAUUCUGGUGUGCUGCACCCCCUGAGUGUGCUAUCCUUCAAGGAAGACAUUGAACUGAAGUCCCAUCUGCCCGAGUUGGUGGUAGCUCAGGUGAAUGUAAAAGAUCCCAGACAUUUAUGGAAAAGAACAGGAUUCCUUUAUUUAUGAAUAUUUGCAUAUAUUCAUACAUUCACAAUUCACAUAUUUGCAAAUUUACACAUCAAAACCUUUACAUAUUUACACAUUUCCCAAAUCAUUUCUUUAAAACAUAAAAAUAAUAAUCAGUCACACUGAUUUUAAACAUAUACAAAAUCCAUCAUAUUUAGAAAUUACAAAACAAGUUUAACCCCACAACACAUUGGGGGGGAUUCAGUAAUCCUCCAUGUAGGACGAACGAAGUCCUACUCGGAGACUGCCGUCUAAGAGUUAGACAUCAGCGCGUCAUGCAUAUGCAUGCGGGUGCGCUGACUCAACUCCUAGGCUAACACGGAGCAUGUAGGAGUGCAGGGGGCAUGUCAGACUGCCGAGCAGUCCAAAUAUCCACUCCCCUGCAAGUGCCAAACCCUGCAAAUGUCAGCAGAUAUGAGCAAGUCCGCUCAAAUGUGUAUACCCCCAACACUACACUCCUGCACAUUAAAAAGCCCUGUACAAAUGAAAUAAAAUGUAAAACAAUUUGUUUUUAUUAUUCACCAUAUAGCUGCCCAUAUUUGCGCGUGUAUGCACGGGUGUGCUCAUUGCUUAGCUGCAAUUAGCAGUGUAGACAUCAAAGAGGAUAAUAAACCACUUAUAUGCAAAUUAAGCCAAAUAGCAAUAGUGUAGUGGCAGAGCUUUCGCACAAAUAGGAAGCAUUCCUGGUUCGAGUCCCACCACUCCCCUCUCGUUUUUCAGUAGGAAAUCUGUGCAUCAAAAUAAAUCCUGACAUUUACCUUUUAAAUUAUAUUAAAAUGCAUCAAAAUGGCCUAUGUAGUAGUGAACGUUAUUUUAAAUAUAUAUAAGAAAGUGAAACAUUCAUGCAUAAUAAUGAAUGCAUAAAUAACUUAUCUUAAGCAAUGUGAAGCACUGCUAAGCAACAUUUACCAGUAUUAAGCACAUUUAAGAAUAAUUGCCCAUAGCUAAGCACUGCUUUAACUAGCGCAAUAUAAUUGCCCAUAGCUAAGCACUGCUUUAACUAGCGCAAUAGCUUUGCAUGGAGCUGCGCAUCGUGUCAACUAGCAAAAACCAAACAUGUUUGUGCAGAGGUGCGCACCGCGCUAACUAGUGCAACAUUGGGCAACGUAGGGCAAUGUAGAGCAACGUUGGGCAAAGUUGAGCAAAGUCGGCUAAACACAGCCACACCCCCUACUGGCCAGGCCAGUAGUAAAAUAAAAAAGCAAUGACAGGUCCUUAACCCAGGAUAGUGUUCACCAUAAUCACAGUACUAAUCCACUAAGCCAUGACAGAAUUUGAUGUUCAUGGACUGUCAACACACAUAUACAUAUGGAUCAAAGUUUACCCAGUGCUAAGCAGGUGUGCACUCAGUUGAGAACUUUCAAAUCCGGCCAAUCAAAAAUAAGUGUGAGAAGUGAGGCAUAUUUAAGUUCCAUAGGUGGGAAUACUCACCAUAACUGGUUGCAGCUCCCAUCUGCAGGCAGCAAUGGCUGGUGUCAGAGAGGGCUCUUGCUUCCAAGCGCAACAGUGGGGCAUUGAGGAGUCAAAACUGAUGGUUUGGCUCCUCAUCCAUUGUCAUGAUGCUAGACUCCUGCAGGGCCAGUUCCAGGGCACGGAAUACAAAGCAGAGGCCUGGAACCGUCUCACACAUGAACUCACCAGUGCCACAGGCGUCCCUUAGACUGGUGAGCAGGUCAGACAUCACCAUGCAGACCUGAAGAGAUGCAAGCAGGACCUACUGAACCAAUGGAUACAGGAGGCCCAUGGGAUGCAAAAUGCCCCACUACUG